AUGCCUCCCCCUAACCUCGCCCCACUCCCCGACCACCCGUACCUCACAGCCUCCGCGCUCGGCGUCGGCACCUACGGCUGCGCGGGCAAGUCCCUCGCGCUCACCGAGCUGCGCCUCGCGCGGGCGCGGGAGGAGUUCCUGGAGAGGCCGGGGAUCAGGGACUGUUUUACGGUGGAGAUGCUGCCGGUGAGGGUUGUGCUGGAGAGGCGGGGGGGAGGGGGGGAGGGUGGUACGUGUUUGAUGAAGGAGCGCGCGCGGGCGUGA
Molecule: messenger RNA, 264 nt
Organism: Gloeophyllum trabeum ATCC 11539
Lineage: Eukaryota; Fungi; Basidiomycota; Agaricomycetes; Gloeophyllales; Gloeophyllaceae
Exons: 2
Coding region: 1-264 (87 amino acids)
Source: RefSeq, a predicted model, not a curated record